This is a messenger RNA of Haliotis rufescens (red abalone), 1008 nucleotides long. RefSeq names its product ankyrin repeat domain-containing protein 17-like. The transcript has 4 exons. Gene Ontology annotation, molecular function: protein binding. Lineage: Eukaryota; Metazoa; Mollusca; Gastropoda; Lepetellida; Haliotidae. The coding region runs from base 1 to 1008 and encodes 335 amino acids. The record is from RefSeq and is a predicted model, not a curated record.
AUGACUCCACUGUGUUCAGGGGUGUUUCGGGAGCUGUUCCUGGUAUCAGCAGCUUUACACUCAAUGGUAGGACUGGUAACAUCCAGCAUCAAACAAAGUGAAGUUCAAACAACAGAGAAGGAGACGGAGCGUUCUGCUACUAUCGGGAACAUUGGCAUCAAACUCUGCCAAGCAUGUCCUAUGGGGGAGUUGUCUGGAGAUACAGACAGGAAUGGCAAACGUUUGUUACAACACGUGGAACGGUGUAUAAAGAGUCGAUCUGGAAAAGCUGUCUGUGUAAAAGAUAGGGAGAAGUUCUAUCCUUCGAGAUCUCAACAGCAGAAACGAGAUCAGAAGAGAAAAUCUGGAGACAACAUACUCCCUGAAGCCUGCAGGGAGGGUGAUCUUAGCCGAGUGCAACACAUCUUAACUGAAGGUCAUGUUGACCUCAACAGUAGAGAGAAAAAGCACGGGAUGACACCAUUGAUGUUUGCAGCAACUGAGGGACAAAGAGACGUGUUUGACUUAGUCAUGAGUAAAGGAGGCAAUGCUUCACUUGUGGAUAUAAAUGGUGAUAACAUCCUACAUUUGGCCUGUCUUGGAGGACAUGUUGAGAUGGUGAAGUACAUCCUCUCAAAGAAGAUUGUGGACAUCAACUGUAGAGGAAUGUAUGGGAGGACUCCCUUGAUGAUUGCAGCAACUGAGGGACAUAGAAACGUGUUUGACUUUGUCAUGAGUAAAGGAGGUGAUGUGUCUGCAUUUGAUGGUAAUGGUAAUAACAUCCUACAUUUAGCCUGUGUUGGAGGAAAUGUCGAUAUAGUAAAGUACAUCCUCUCUCAGAACAUUGCGGAAAUCAACAGUAAAACAACAAAUGGAUUGACACCAUUGAUUGUGGCCGCAGCUGAGGGACAUAAAGACGUGUUUGACUUGCUUGUUAGUAAAGGAGGUGAUGUGUCUGCAGUUGAUAGUAAUGGUUCCACGAUCCUGCACGUGGCCUGUUUCUGUGGCCAAGUGGAAAUGGUGAAGUAA